AUCGAAUUCUUCUCUGCUUCGGUCCGAACUGAUGAAGACAAUUUCYAGUCCACUGUUCGAUGCCUUCGCAGCUUUGUAGAAUUCGGUGAGGAUCGGGGUGAAUCGCUGGCAUGGCGGACACCAAGAUGCAGAGAAAUAAAGUCCAAUAAGGCUCGCAUUGGAUGAUUUGAAUGCAUCCUCCGUGGGCACGGCAUUUCCCUUCACGUCCUUCAGGAGCUUUUCGCCCACCAAGGAUUCUAGCGAAAAGACGUCCUUGUUAUUGUCGUCUACAGGUGUAAUUGUGACCAUAGUGGAAAAUGCAAUUUGGUUUCGAUAGUAUUGUUGCUGUAUGAGUGACRCAACGGUGCAAUUGUCCUCCUUUUUGUUUUGGGUUGUGUCCGUCUGUCUUGAGAGGAAACCUUUCUUCUCAUUCAGUUUUUAUCCGUAUGUCCUACGGUAUGUCCUGACACCUUUUUAUUAAAAAAAUUUAAAUUAAAUUCACCCACCCAGCGCACUCUGAUGGGAGACUCCGAUGAGAAGCGAAUACUUUAAUGUCAUUCGUGUUGCAACGUUGCAGAUUUUCUGUCACGAAUCAAAAAUCUUGCUCUGCCUGUUGUUCGCAWAGAGACCUUGAAGUAAAUAGGGACGAGUACGAUACUGUACUCGUAACAAACAUCGUGUCGUACUCGUACUCGUAACGGUACGAGUAUGAUCAAGUUGGUCGUCCACUGUAGUAGGUACAGUACUUCUUCGUAGCAGAAGAUCCAUCGGCAGUCUUCACGACGUUAGAACAAGAACGACAACUUUCAACCGUUUUCAUUAUUUCACCUACCGUAUGCUUCGAGUUUGUAGUCGUACAGUUUCAUCUCAUCAUCGGACUCGACGCAAAUAAUACACCGCCGUCUCCAUCAUCGACUACGACACACUCCCGAUGAAAGGAGAGAAACAAAACCCAUAACAGCAUUCUUUCCUUGGUCUAUCAAAAAAAGGAACGAGAACAAAGAUGUGCAGAAUAUAAAUUGUGAAGCCGAUUUUUGGCAAGUWCAAGGUUCAAUUUGGGGAGGGAUCAUAUCGCUGAUAUUUACAUAGCGGCUUGAAGAGUAUUGGAAAUGGAUCAAUAGCUCUGCGUAAAUAUCCAAUGUUCGUCCAAUUCAACACAUUCGGUGCCAUAUGUAGAAUAUACAACAAUCCGCCGGACGGAGCGAUUCUUGACCAACAAGGGUCGCGAGGGAGCCGAAAAGGAAAACAUAAGACGGGAAAGAAUAAAUKGUGGGUCAUUUCUUCUUUUCUCGUCUAGGCAUGGAUGAUAAAAUUAUUCAGGGAUUGUUUGCAGUUCGUGCAAAAGCUGCAGUUCAGAGAUUAAUCAAACGAAUCAAUACUCGAAGAACUUUCAUGUACCGUAGGGUAUACAACAGGAUGAAACAAAGCAUCAUCACAAGGUCAAUGAACGGAUAAUUGACCAUUGUAGUGUUUUCGCGUCGAACGAUUUCAUAYAAACUUGAAACAGUUUCGGUCCAUGAUUUUGAUGAUAUGUAAGUUCUGAUUAUCUAAUUUAAAGAUUUUGUAAUAUGUAUUUUCGGAACGAAUCUAGCUUGAUGGUGCCUUUUAGUUCCUCUUGUUCUAAUUGUUGUCCUUGUUGUUCUCAGUCACAUAACCAUGACGAUUUUUCAUGUAUUUUGAUUAGAUUCGUUCGUGUCGUUUGUUUUCAUUUGCACCAUUCACUUUAGUUUGCAAUUUACCAUUUCUUGGUGUUGGAGGCUGCAGCAAUGACGGAUUCGACCGCAAUAGAGCAAGACUUGGUAGCCGCCAACUUGUCGCUGACGGAGUUCUGGAUCUUCUUGCAAAAGGCAACUUCGAUGGCCUUUUUGUCAAAGGGGUUCGAGUUGAGAGAUUGGAUAUCGAAUUGACUUCCCAUGGCAUCGUCAUCGGGACAGUGGCGGCACAAGAAAGCUUCGACGGGGCUGACGAUAUCCAAUACCAAGGUGUUGGUCUGCUGGGCUCCACCCAUGGAGUCGUCAUCAGGGCAGUGACGGCACAAGAAUCCCUCAGGACUUCCAGUAGCAGCGGUAAAUGGGAUCUCGGCAUCGGUCAAGUAGUGGUUGGCUCCCCAGUGAACAUCGUUAUAGGCAGAGACAAAGGCCUUUGCGAGGAUAGCUUGUUCCUCUUUGGUAGCAUCGCCGGUACCGACACCCUUCAGGAUAAUAGUGGAGUCAACGGUUGCAACUUUAUUGGUAGCAGAAGAAACACGCUUGUUGUUACUAGAUUUCUCUUCAAUGUCAAAUCGAAUGGCGCACGACUUGGCAGAGCUGAGGUACUUGGAGUUUUGGGCGGAUCGAAUCUUGUUGCAGAAGUCAACCUCGAGUUCGGCGGCAGCUUCCUUCUGGCACAACCCAGCACAGUCCUGGGAGAUGGCGGUCAUCAAGAGAGAAUCGGUGCCCAUCGCAUCAUCAUCGGGGCAGUGGCGGCACAAGAAACCGACAGGGGUCUUCACCUCAAAGACACUGGUGGCAGAAGCAGCACCUCCCAUGGCAUCGUCGUCGGGGCAGUGGCGGCACAAAAAGCUGUCUGGUCCCUUGAAAUCGACCGCAUGGCUUCCAGUCAUGUAGUGGCCAACUUGCCAAUGGACAUUGUUGUAGGAAGCAACAAAUGCCUUUCCAAUGAAUUCCAUGUCUUCGGCUGUAGGCUCGCCAACCGUUCCCUUGAGGAUCACUUCGCUGUCAAGGACCUUGCCAUUGUUGUUAUUGGCGGCAGCGCGAAGAGAAGUACCCUGRACCGAUGCGGCGGCAAAAGAAAGGAAUGCGAUAGAAGUCUUCAUGGUGAAAAUGGUAGAUGAUUAUUUCGKAAAAUUGUAAAGGUUUGAUAGUGAUAUUUCUUGAGCUUGUGAGUCAAAGAAGUGUUUUUGAAAUUGUGAGAACAAACCAUGGGUUAGAAAAAGAUCRUAUUUUCGAAGCACAAGAUUGCUUCGCAGUUCGAACGACUUAGAUGACGUAGAAAGAUGGUGAGACCUAUUGCUGAUGAUAACGAUCGCACAAAAUUAGGACCAUAAAAGCUUCUCAUGAAACACUUGCUUCUCACGAAGGAUAUAGAAUUACAUAAUAAYUAUUGUUACGUACCAUACCGGACUAUGUGUUCUCUUACCGAAGGAGGCCUAGGAGCUUCUCAUCAGCACUUCACAAGAUGAAAGCACAAGCUUCUCGCACCAACCCAAUCGGUAUCUAUUUAAGGUUCAAGUUUGGGGUUUUCGGAGAUUUUGACCCUCACGAAUAAUCACAAUCAUUACUG
This is a messenger RNA of Pseudo-nitzschia multistriata, 3261 nucleotides long. The record is from the annotation of a GenBank genome assembly. Lineage: Eukaryota; Bacillariophyta; Bacillariophyceae; Bacillariales; Bacillariaceae.